Dendronephthya gigantea is the source of this 1427-nucleotide messenger RNA. RefSeq names its product fibroblast growth factor 2-like. The record is from RefSeq and is a predicted model, not a curated record. The coding region runs from base 235 to 963 and encodes 242 amino acids. Lineage: Eukaryota; Metazoa; Cnidaria; Anthozoa; Malacalcyonacea; Nephtheidae. Gene Ontology annotation, molecular function: fibroblast growth factor receptor binding; growth factor activity. Gene Ontology annotation, biological process: regulation of cell migration; animal organ morphogenesis; positive regulation of cell population proliferation. The transcript is spliced from 4 exons. Gene Ontology annotation, cellular component: cytoplasm.
CAUAUGAUUAUUGUCAGAUUAUCGCUUAAAUAAAUAGAUUAAACGGUGGUAGAAUAUACCGACGUGUGCUCUAUUGCGCCGGCUGAUGUUUCUAUCACGAAAUGUGCACUGUAAACCGUCGUUCGUUGAUAAUUUGUUGACUGAUACGUGACUAUAACAUGUGCAAAGGUGGGAACUUCUCACAUUUGCCGAAAACUAAUUUAAGUUGGAAUCAAACUCGAAAUGACACAGUGAAUGUGUGUGGACACCCUCCAAGACCAAUUAUCGUUUGACUCUCACACGCACGCAGUUAUCAUCUCGGUGAUCGUCCUGUUUCACUUCGUUGUAAGCGCUUUGCUCAUGACAUCCACGCCAAGUAACGCAAAACGUCUACGGCAAACGUUUAAUAGGAAAACGUUGAUGAGUUACAGGAGCUACAUAAAUGAACUGUUCACCGACAAAAGUAUAAAGAGAAGACCACGCCAUCUUGCUUUUCAAAACAACACACCCUCGGGUACAAUGAAGGUCCAGCUAUAUUGUAGAACUGGAUUUCUUCUCGAGAUUCAUCCCAAUGGGUUGAUCGCCGGCACACGGAACGUGUCUUCUGAACACACAAUCAUCGAAGUUCAAGCAUUUGGUCAUAUUCUCAGACGUCUCAAAGGGGUUGCUAGUGGAAGAUAUCUUUCUCUCAACCACAGAGGUCGCUUGUCCUCAACGUUUAAUUUCCGUCAGAAUGCUAACACGUUCUUCAAUGAAAAAUAUGAAGAGAAUUACUGGUGCAGUUAUAGUUCAAGUAAAACACGAAAUUGCGGACCUUGGAAGGGAAAUACAGAUGAAUGGUUUAUUGCAAUAAAAAAGAAUGGUUCUUUAAAAAGACCAUGUAAAACAGCGCCGGGAAUGCAUUCGACGCAAUUUAUAGUUCUACGACAGAACCACGCGUCCACACACGUCAAAGAGAACUCGGUCGGCGGAGAUGACAACUGAAUUUGGAUUUCACUAAGUCGGCAAGACCAAGGAAGAAUUAUAUUUGCACAACUGCGCACUUGCAUUGAAAUUAAUUUUAGAAAAUAAUUGUUGCUGUCAGAUAGUUUUGCGGAUAGUUGGCUAGACAAUUUAGUUGUUUUAUGAUCGUUUGGCGAUAGUCGAUAGAUAAUAAUCAGUCUGUAAGUGAGGUGGAUAGUGCUAAAGGACAUGUUAUUUGUUAUUGGUUUCUGGUUCAAUAUUGAUGCAAGAAUUGAACCUCGCCAAGCUCUUUUUUAUAGAAAUAUAUGAAUGUUAAGAACCGCAAGAUACAGGACAGCAGUUCGAAAUAUAUACUGCAAAUGUAUAUGCCUCAUUUUCAAUUGAAAUUUUGCAUAACCCUGUAAAAAUUUAUAAGUACGUAUGCUUGUAAAAAUAAGUAUGAAUUGAGAAAAGACCAGAGACUUUAUCUUUUUAGAGAUAACGUA